AUGGGAGAUACAGCUUGUGUCAUGCAUGGAUUCCCAUAUGCUUCUGCAAUUUCCAGUGAAUCCUUACAGGGGAUUACGAAGCAUGCUCUCGGCGAAUCCAUUUCGUUCGGGAGGUUCAUGACCGAUCAGUCCUUGUCAUGGGAAAAAUGGUCAGCAUUUUCUUCACACAAGAAGUACGUGGAGGAGGCUGAGAGAUAUUCACAGCCCGGGUCCGUGGCCAGGAAAAAGGCUUUCUUCGAGGCCCAUUACAAGAGAAUUGCAGCCCAAAAGGCGGCAAAUGACGCUCAAGCAGAAUCCGAAGCAGCAGCUGAUGAUUAUAAUGCUUCUGUUGAUGUGAAAAUGGAGAAGGUUGAAGUUAAGAAUCCAAAGCAAAGUAGCAUAAAAAAUGUUAAUGAGCUUGAAAAUGGUUCGAAAGAUGGAGAAAAUGCAUUGGGCACAGAAAAUGAAUCUUCAGGUGGAAGCCCUGUAAAGAGAAAGUCGGUCGAUCAGCUUUUUGCGAAUAUCCAUAGUAAUGACAGUCGAAGCAAGAAGCAAUCUCGUAUGGACCCCACGGACAAAAAGAGAUCAUCUUCAAAGUCUUUGCGUGCCUUACUGAACUUAGCUCCUUCUACAGAGCUUGAUAGAGACUCGAUUUCACUUUCAGCCACUAAGAAUUCAGCUGUGGUGAUUCUCCGCAUCAUAUGGCUUAUUGGAAGAAAUUAUAGUUAUAUGCCGUAA
Striga hermonthica is the source of this 717-nucleotide messenger RNA. Lineage: Eukaryota; Viridiplantae; Streptophyta; Magnoliopsida; Lamiales; Orobanchaceae. The record is from the annotation of a GenBank genome assembly.